This is a messenger RNA of Arabis nemorensis, 726 nucleotides long. The record is from the annotation of a GenBank genome assembly. Lineage: Eukaryota; Viridiplantae; Streptophyta; Magnoliopsida; Brassicales; Brassicaceae.
AUGGAAGAGAUGGGUAAGAAAAUUAUCAAACAUUGUGGAGGACUACCAUUGGCUGUCAAAGUGUUAGGAGGCUUGUUAGCUGCCCAACACACAUUAAGUGAGUGGAAAAAGGUAUAUGAGGAUAUUGGAUCUCACCUGGCUGGAAGAACUAGUUUUAGUGACGGAAAUCGCAAUUCAGUUCACCAUGUGUUGUCUCUCAGCUUUGAAGAGUUGCCUAUUCUUUUGAAACAUUGCUUUCUCUACCUUGCCCAUUUUCCAGAAGAUUGUCCAAUAGAUGUGGAAAAAUUGUCUUAUUGCUGGGCUGCAGAAGGAAUACUAAAUCCCAAGAAUUAUGAGAGUGAAAGCAUUCGAGAUGUUGCAGAUGUGUACAUAGAAGAAUUGGUUAAGAGAAACAUGGUUAUGUCUGAAAGAGAUGGUAGGACUUCAAGAUUUGAAACUUGUCAGUUGCAUGACAUGAUGAGAGAAAUGUGUCUUCUUAAAGCCAAAGAAGAGAACUUCCUAAAUAUUGUUGGUGGGACAUCAACUUCAAACUCUAAAUCUCCUUAUAAAUCUCGCAGACUCGCUGUACAUUGGCCUGGUGCAAAAUUUAAUGUCGAGGGGGAGAUGAAGAAUCCAAGCCUUAGAUCCCAACUGGAUGACAUCAGGUUUAUUCUUUACCAAGCUACAGUUGAUGAGGGUAUUAGAUCUCUCUGGAGCCAAGUUUCAAGGAGGGAAGUUGCCCUCUAA